This is a messenger RNA of Coffea eugenioides, 1496 nucleotides long. Its product is annotated as probable galacturonosyltransferase-like 9. Gene Ontology annotation, cellular component: Golgi apparatus. Gene Ontology annotation, molecular function: glycosyltransferase activity. Lineage: Eukaryota; Viridiplantae; Streptophyta; Magnoliopsida; Gentianales; Rubiaceae. Bases 214 to 1380 code for a protein of 388 amino acids. The record is from RefSeq and is a predicted model, not a curated record. The transcript has a single exon.
UUGACAUAUAUAAGUGCUCACUUACCAUUCAUUCCUGCUUUGUUUCCUCUCUAGAACUUCUAGAGAAAACAAAGAAAGAAAAGAACCACAGUUUCCUUUUCUCCUCUGCUUGUACUACAAUGCCUUUGCAUUAAUAGCACAAAUCUCGUUCACUCUUUUCUGUCUCUGUCUCCGAAAACUAAGAAGAACCCAGAAAAAACCCACCAAGAAAAUAUGGUUCUUUUGCCUUUUCACUUCAACUCAUGGGUUCGUUCAGUUUCAGUUUUGCUUGUUUUCUUGAUGAUUUUUCACACGCCGUUAAAGAUGUCGUCUGCUAUUCGUUCUUUUCCCAAUAAUGGCGGUUGGCCUACUGAAACGGAGUUUGGGUUCACUGAAGCACCGGAGUACCGGAACGGCGUGGAGUGUCCUGUGACUAGCGACGAAACGCUGACGUUUUGCAAUCCGUCUUUGGUUCAUGUAGCGAUGACUUUGGACCUGGAGUACCUUCGGGGCUCCAUGGCCGCUGUUCAUUCGGUUCUCCGCCACGCGUCUUGUCCGGAACACGUUUUCUUCCACUUCGUCGCAGCCGAGUUUGACCCGGCUAGUCCUCGGGUCCUGACCCGAAUAGUCAGGUCCAUAUUCCCUUCUCUCAACUUCAAAGUCUACAUCUUUAGGGAGGAUAGCGUUGUCAACUUAAUAUCAUCUUCAAUACGAUCGGCACUUGAAAACCCGUUGAAUUACGCCCGAAACUACCUGGGUGACAUGAUUGAUCCGUGUGUGAAGCGGGUUAUUUAUUUGGAUUCGGAUGUGGUUGUCGUGGAUGACGUAAAGAAGCUCUGGGACGUUCAGUUAAGUGAAUCGCGGGUUAUUGGAGCGCCGGAGUACUGCCACGCGAAUUUUACAAAGUAUUUCACGGAUUAUUUCUGGUCCGAUCCGGUUUUAUCCCGGAUAUUCGGGUCCAAGAACCCGUGUUAUUUUAACACGGGGGUAAUGGUGAUGGAUUUGGUCAAAUGGAGAGAAGGUAACUACAGAAGGAAAAUAGAGAAUUGGAUGGAGGUGCAGAAGAAGAAGAGGAUAUAUGAGCUGGGGUCGUUGCCGCCGUUCUUGCUAGUGUUUGGUGGGAAUGUGGAGCCCAUUGAUCACAGGUGGAACCAGCAUGGGCUAGGUGGGGACAAUGUCAAGGGCUCUUGCAGGCCUCUCCAUCCUGGUCCGGUGAGCCUGUUGCACUGGAGCGGGAAGGGUAAACCAUGGGCGAGACUCGAUGAGAAGAAACCUUGUCCUUUGGAUUAUCUAUGGGAGCCUCAUGAUUUAUACAAGCCUAAUCAACAGAGAAGAGUGAAGCUACAUCAACAGCUACAGCAGGGGAUGAAUUUGAUUGGAUAUUCCAAUUAUUUGAUUUGAUUUGAUUUUUUUUUCCCACAUUUUUUUGGCAUUUUCAAUUUUUUUUCCCUUUUUCCAGCAUGGUGAUUCAGAGAUUCUUUGAUAGCUAUGUACAGAUUGAUUAGUUGGGAGGAAAA